Mytilus trossulus (common blue mussel) is the source of this 1953-nucleotide messenger RNA. Its product is annotated as UPF0764 protein C16orf89 homolog. The transcript is spliced from 7 exons. Lineage: Eukaryota; Metazoa; Mollusca; Bivalvia; Mytilida; Mytilidae. The coding region runs from base 604 to 1722 and encodes 372 amino acids. Gene Ontology annotation, cellular component: cytosol; membrane. The record is from RefSeq and is a predicted model, not a curated record.
AUUAUCACCGCCAUAACGUUAGUCCUGCAGUGAUAUUCAACAGAUUUGUAAAUUGAUGGUGAAUAUGACAAUUUGUUGUGACAUGAAAGAUUCUGCCAUCAAACAUUGAUUAGGAAAUAAAUAAGAGAUAUCGUGAUAAACUGAAAUACUUCGUAGAAUUAACAUAAAACCAUUUCAAAGCCGCAAGAGAAAAAUAAACUGACUUAACAAAUAAUUAAGGGACCGUUUUAUUUUAUCAGAGGGACUACCACCAGAAAGAUGUGACGAUACAUUUCAAUUAAGUAUCAUUUAAAUUUUAGGUGUUCAUAUUGAAGCAGGAUUAUCUCAGACAGAAGAUACUAACAUCGAAGAAAAAAAAGUUCAAAAAAUUAAUGGUCAUUCAGAGGAGGAUAAAAUUAUAUAAGACAAUGUAUCAGAUUACAUAGGAUUAAAAAAAACUGUGAGAAAAUGUUUGAAGCGAUUUGAUAAGCUGUUAAUAGAAUAUCGAAUGACGUGUAUACGUUACCCAAUCGAAGUGAAGACAAUCCUACGCGCCUCGUGAAAAAACAAAUAAAACUUAAAAGGAAUCUUUUCGAUUUUAAUACAUAUGUCAGAAAUAUCAGUAUGUCCUUAUUUUCGUUUUUAUUUUUGUUUUUGUUUAGCUUUUCUAAUGCGUCAGUUCCAAAUGAAACCAGUGCUCUCCUAUACGAAACAUUAGCGUCGCUGAAAUCAGCGUUAGAAUUUCUUUACUCAGAACACAAGAAUAUAAACUUGGAUGCUGUCAUUGGGACACGGAUGGUAGAAGGACAACUGUCAGUGCUUAUAGAAAGAAUACAAAGUAAUCCAGAAAAUUGGGUAGUUGAUAACAACUUGUUUACUAAUCUCAAGGAAUUAGCUGACCUAGCCGGGAAAGUCAGCAGUAAAGCAAUACCAUAUAUAGCGUCACUGACACCCUUCUACUACCAGAAAAUAGGAACAAUAUUGCAAAAGACAUUCUGGGAGCUUGAUUUUCCAAGUAAAGAUUUCAGUGGAGACGUGGAAGUUUGGCCAUACAAAAGAGGAGAGUCACUUCAUGAAAACCAGUCUGAUGAUUGUUUGGCUGAAUUUUUUGGCACAGGGAAAUCGUCUAAUGUUCCCUGUGAUGUGUCGGACAAAUGUUGGAAGAAGAUGACAAAACCUCUGUAUAAUGGCUACUCACUUACUCAUGAACUAUUUUACCUUGAAAUAGGAGAACAGCAUGGAUGUCAUGCAGAGAUGGAGCUAAAACGUCUCACACACAACCAAGAAUCAGUAGCAAAACUACGAGAGACAUACUGUGCCAAUAUUCUCAACGAAGCUGCCUUAAUUGCAGAACAGAAUUUCCCGGAAGACAGACACGACCUGUUCAUGGAACAAGCUGCGUUGUGUGGAAUGGUCGGAUACAGACAGUUUUUCUCUUCAGACUGGCUAAGAAAAAUGCUAAGUUGGCAAAAUAAAGCUAUUGGCUGUUAUCAUGGGAAUCCUAUUCGUGAGUGGGAAGUCGAGUACAGAAAACCAGAUUCACCAGGAGGUAAAAAACUCAUGAGUAAAAAAUGGAAAUUGCCGUCCAUGCCACCAACGGCUGUACAACAUGUUCGCCACAAACGUGAAGAGAGGAUUCUUCGGGAUGGUUGUCUGAGUCAUCGAACAGCAGUGGCAGUUGCAGCACAAGGACAAUAUAUUAGAUACAUGUUGGAAUAUAUGGCAUUCCAGGCUAGUCCGUGAAAGCAUUCGUGAUCAAAUGUUAAUAUACUUACCCAUUGUAAGCACAUCGUGAACUAAUUUUCAAAAUGACAAUUAUUUUCAUUCAAUUAUUGUAUUAAAAAUGUAUAUUCUUAUUCAAUAGGACAAUGUCUCAAAGAAAAAUGUAAUAGAUAAAAUGUUAUGAUAUUCUUCCAAUGAAAAAUAGAUUUUAAAAAAUGCAAAUGAAACAUCGGAACUGAUUAUUUUUACAGA